AUGGCUUCCGUAGAUGUUCUUUCUCAGUGGGUUGAUGUUACAGUCCUUGGGGAGGAACCCCUGGUCGAUGCUGAGUUUAUCACUCAUCUUCGUACUCAUCACCGGCUUUAUAUGGCAAAAAGGAAUGCUCAAGAGUCCUACCAGAGGGUCCAGGAGGCCAAAGCGAAAUCCCGGGCUAGGUCCGGGGGUGCCAAGGCGGUCAUCUCUCCUCCUCCUCCCCCUCCUCCUCCUAAAAAUGUGGGUACUCCCUCUCAACCUAUUAUUAUUUCCUCCUCCUCAAGUUUGGCUCGACCACUCCCUUCUGCCCAACUACUUUCUGAGCCGGAGAAGAAGAAGCGCAAGACUUCAGAGUCUGGCCCUUCUUGGGAAGAAAGUUUUAGGGCGGCGGGAGUUUGUGGCAAACUUUUGGAUAUAUUCGAGAAGACUCCUCUCAGCUCUUUGGGGACUUCCCCAAAGGUUGAGGAGCUGGAGGAGAGGCUUCUCAUGUUUGAAAAGCAUGAGAGGGAGUUGAAGGUGGAGAGGGACAAACUGAGGAAGGAGAGAGAUGUCCUCCGGGAGAAGGAGAGCCAGCUGCAAGCCCAGUGCACUAUGGAGGCGAAUCUGAGGAAGGCAGCCCAGGAGAGUUAUCAAAGCUUAUUUAAAGAUAUGGUGGAGGUGAGGAAGGAUUUGAUGAACUCUCGGAAUGCUUAUACUGAGUUGGAGGACUCUAUCGCCGAGGGUGCCGAGGAGUCUUGGAGAAUUUUCUUGGAACAAGUCAGAGUCAUCGCUCCCGACUUGGACCUUUCUCCUUUACAUCCCGACAAGGUAGUUAUUGAUGGCGCUAUUGUUGAUCCUCCUGUCCCCGAGGUCGUUUCCGAGUCAGACCUAAAGACUCGGGGACAGAGGAUUAUAGAGUCUCCUCCUCAUUCCAAAGACGCUCCGAGUUCUUCAAUCCUCGCCCCGACUUCCUCUUCGGCUCCUCCUCCUGGUCCUGGUGGUGUUCCUCCUGGUGGUGGUGAUUCCUCUACUCUGUCCAAAAAAUGA
This is a messenger RNA of Arachis duranensis, 1023 nucleotides long. RefSeq lists its product as uncharacterized. Bases 1 to 1023 code for a protein of 340 amino acids. The record is from RefSeq and is a predicted model, not a curated record. Lineage: Eukaryota; Viridiplantae; Streptophyta; Magnoliopsida; Fabales; Fabaceae. The transcript has 3 exons.